Messenger RNA from Stegastes partitus (bicolor damselfish), 590 nucleotides. It is a transcript of the gene ndufb11, whose product is annotated as NADH:ubiquinone oxidoreductase subunit B11. Bases 71 to 502 code for a protein of 143 amino acids. The transcript is spliced from 3 exons. Gene Ontology annotation, cellular component: respiratory chain complex I. Lineage: Eukaryota; Metazoa; Chordata; Actinopteri; Pomacentridae. The record is from RefSeq and is a predicted model, not a curated record.
AAAAAAAAGGAGGCUCGGUAAGGGAACUGCUUCCGGUUCCGGUUAAGUUGUGUCCUUUACACGGGUAAAAAUGUUGACCCGAGUUUCACGGUUCGGGCCGGCUUUUGCCCGAAUACUCUCUCAGCCACCGGCUCGGUUCGUCUCCCAGUCAAAGCCGAGCAGUUCCGCUGGUUCGGCGGCUGUGACGGAGGUGCAUGCCCCCGCAUUUAGGUCCGACGACGAGGAGGUCAGCCAGUUUGACAAGAAUCCAGAUUAUCAUGGCUUCUCCGCGGAUCCGGUGGAGGAUGAGUGGAACAUGAAAGUGGGCUUCUUCCUGGGCAUUUCAGUGGUUGUUGUUAUCGGAGGAACAUUUCUCCACUAUUUACCAGACCACGGCAUGCGGAAGUGGGCCAGAAGGGAGGCAGAGCAAAUAAUCAAGCAGAGAGAGAAGGCGGGUCUCCCUGUCAUAGAGGAGAACUACUACGACCCAAGCAAGAUCAUUCUGCCCACCGCUGAAAAGUAGUCGGACGUUCAAGAACCCCCCCACUGUAUUUCCUAAUUAUUGUAUGUCACUAUGGUAGAAUAAACGAUGCGCUUGUUGAAUUAUGUAA